Sebastes umbrosus (honeycomb rockfish) is the source of this 2416-nucleotide messenger RNA. It is a transcript of the gene cbx7a, whose product is annotated as chromobox homolog 7a. Bases 278 to 1372 code for a protein of 364 amino acids. The transcript is spliced from 6 exons. Gene Ontology annotation, biological process: negative regulation of transcription by RNA polymerase II. NCBI's taxonomy places the organism in Eukaryota, Metazoa, Chordata, Actinopteri, Perciformes, Sebastidae. Gene Ontology annotation, cellular component: PRC1 complex. The record is from RefSeq and is a predicted model, not a curated record.
UAAAGGAGCGCGUUGUCCUGUGCCGUGUUGUUGAUGUGUCGCAGAUUUUAAAAAGUGAGGCAGGCAGGCAGCUGGAGUUUGGAGUGAGGAGGAAGCGCAGAGACUCAGCGCUCAGAGCUCAGUGUCCACACCGGGGGGGGGCCACAGCCACACUAAAGAGGACUUUUAUUUUUUAUUUUAUUUUUACCCCCUAGUCCUCUUUAUAAGGAGUCUAUUUUUUAUUUCAAUACAAUAACAGAACCAGUUUGUUUGGGAGCGUGUGGAGCAGCGCUCAGAGAUGGAGCUGUCAUCAGUGGGAGACCAAGUGUUCGCUGUGGAGUCAAUAACAAAGAAGAGAGUGAGAAAGGGUAAUGUGGAGUAUCUACUGAAAUGGCAGGGAUGGUCCCCAAAGUACAGUACUUGGGAACCAGAGGACAAUAUUUUGGAUCCGCGCCUGGUCCUGGCCUACGAAGAGCAUCAGGAGAAGAUCAGAGCUCUGGCCUAUCGAAGGAAAGGUCUCAGACCCAGGAGGCUCGUGCUGCGGAACCUCUUUGCCAUGGACCUCCGCAGUGCCAACAAGAUCUCGCAGAAGCCCCCACCUCGACUGCGUCUCUCCCUCACCCGCUCCAUGAGUACAGAUGUGGACCAGGGCGAGCGGGGCAGCCUGUACCGUCGCCUCGCCAGGAGGAAGAGCAAGCAGAGGGUGUCGAAACGGGGGUCAGAGGGACCCUCACACAAAACCAUCCUUCCGCUCAGGAAGAGGGAGGAGCCCGUUGAGGAGGACUGGGGCGUCACCAGCGAAGAAGACAAGCAGGAGUCUGAAAGCACCAAUGAGGAGAGACGUGAAGACAGUUUAUACGGUCAGUCAGAGUGCAGCUCCCCACCCCUGCUGGAGCGGCAGGACAUAGAGAUGGAGGUGGAGGAGAAGGUGGACGCCGACCUGACAACGGUAGGCACACAAACAUGGAUUGAAAUGAGACAGAACCAAACGAUCGCGUGCGACCAAUCAAAAGACAAUGCCUCUGUGCCUGAGGCCGUGCUGGAAGAUGCGGUUUCCGUGGGCGACGGUUCAGAUUGGGACAGAGUUGAGGAGGACUUGGAGUCAGGGUCGGAGUGUCCCACAUUAGAGAGAAGCGUUUGUCAGAGCAACAACACGACCUCGGUGAUAGUGAGCGUUCAGGCGGCAGGUGACUGUGCCACUACUGAGGCGACGAAGGAGGAAGAGGUGAGUGACGACAAUCAGAGUGUUACCACGACGACACCAGGCAGUCAGGCUGCUCUCGCUGCAGCAGAACAUCCCGGGAAGGUGAUUUCUACAGACGUGACUAUCAACUCUCUGACGGUGACUUUUAAAGAAGCCACGGUGGCUGAAGGCUUCUUUAAGGGCUUUUGAAUGAUGAGAAAGAGAGAUGGAGAGAGAUCAGAAUAACCAUAAGUAGACUUGCCACUCAUUUUGUAUAUGUAAAUAGUUGUGUAUGUUAGGUAAUUUCCACAUGUUUACAAAGCUACAUUCAUUACCUACUGAGUUCGAUGAAGACAUUGUUGCCUUUGAAUAAAAAAUGAGUGGUAAUUUUAUCAUUGUGGAUCAUUUAUUAGGCGUGAUAGCAAGCCGGAGGCCCCAAAAGUGUCCUCAAAUCAUCCAUUGCAAUCCAGAGGACUAAAUGGAUGUAAGUGGCAGGUUUCAUUCGCGGGGUCACUGGGUUUACUGAGAGCGGGAGACAGACGCUGAGGCAGCAAACGUAACAGUCCACAUUACUACUUCCAUGCAGCUACUUUUUCCAGUCGUCCACAGUGCUUUCCAGCCAGACAUCGGUCUUACACUCAGAUCUGUUCUCGGGGCCUGUUUCAGUCGCUCCUCUUUCUUAUGAUGUUUUGUAAAAAUAUUGCUCCUUUUUUCAGUAUUUGCACAGAGAUAACUUGCAUGCCCUGUCAGUCUGUGCCACACAUGCACAAAGUCCUGUCCUGUGGUUUGUUGAAGAGGUUUAUUUCCGUCACAAAAGAAAUAAAACAAAGCGAAAGAAUUAAUGCCUGCCACUUAGAUGAAGUUCUGCAUUUCAAGGAGGCUUGACGCACAAAAAAGAAGUACACAGUUGUGCUUGCUGUCUGUCUGUCCUUUUACUUUUCAAGUAUGAAAUGCUACCUGGUUCUAUUUUCGUAUUACCAAUUGAUAGUCCACUCUCUACACUAGCCUUUGUGCAUUUCAAAAGAGGAUAUCAGUUUACACCGUCGCUGUUCCGCUGUGUACAAAUGGAAGCAAAUGUAGGUUAGGUCAGACUGUAAUGAGCUAUUAUUUAUUGCAUGUCACAUGUAUAAGCUAAACUAACUUAUGUCACUUAUAUGUGUCUUUCUCUAUGACAAAGAUGAACUGUCAAACAUGUCUUCUCUCAAAAAAUGGAUUUUUAUUUUGACUGCAUUUCCAAUAAAUAUGUACUAAGAU